Drosophila innubila is the source of this 3390-nucleotide messenger RNA. RefSeq names its product agrin. The transcript is spliced from 4 exons. Lineage: Eukaryota; Metazoa; Arthropoda; Insecta; Diptera; Drosophilidae. Gene Ontology annotation, biological process: cell differentiation; multicellular organism development. The record is from RefSeq and is a predicted model, not a curated record. Gene Ontology annotation, molecular function: protein binding. The coding region runs from base 1374 to 3254 and encodes 626 amino acids.
GUGUUGUUCGGUACGGCGCAGUCGCAACAGUAACAGUAAUCAGCAGCAGAAGCAGCAGCAGCUUUUUUUGUCGCCAACGAAAUUGGAGCUGAAGCUGCAAUCGUCUCCCAGUUUGAUCUGUUGUGUCGGGUCGACCGUGCAACAAAAGACGCAGUAGCAGCAACAGCAACAAUAAAAGCCUAUAAUUUUUUAUGAAUGUGUAAAAAAUCAAAGCGCGCGUGCGUGUGUGUGAAUGUGUCAGUGUGUGUGUGCAUGUUCAUUCAUUGAAAACGUAGCAGCAGCAGCAGAAGCAAAGAACAACAAUGCAGUCGUCGCUGUAACGUCAACGUCGACAGCGAUUGGGCAGCAUAGCAUCCACAACAACAGCAACAACAUCCACAUAACGAUCACUUCGCAUGCGAAACUCAACGAGCGCGCAUCAAAAUCAAAUUCAAACGGUUACGGUUACGUUUACGGCAAAAGAGUAACGAACUACUGUUAAAAAGCACUGAAAAGAACUUAAAAAAAGUGCCCGCCCUGAAGACUAUGAAAAGAUAUUUUGUGUGCAUACAAUAAAAGAUACAACAACAAUAACAAGUAAGAAAGCGACCGCAGAAUGAACGAAUGACUGAACAAACGGUAACGGUGGUAAACUUCAAAAGGCACAGUCGUAAUUGAAAUCGAAUUAAAGCAACGUGCAAAAAAAAUAAAAGAAAGAAUUGUACUAAAAGGCAAGGCGAUAAAAAAGAAAUUAUGCUACAUUGUGCGAGAGGUCAGAUAGCCGAGAAACAGAUACCAAUGCACAAAUAAGAAGAACAGAUACACGGAGAUUGUUAGAAGCAGGAGUUGAUCGUGUAAUUGCGAAAACGUCGCUUAAUGUUUAAUAGGCAACGAAUGAACUCAUAAAAGGGCCACCAAGCUAAACACGAAUGAGCGAACCGCGAACCGCGGAACCACAAGACCAAACGACAGCGACAAGCAACCGUUAAUUCGAACGUUGGCAGCGACGCCAGCAUCAGCAACAACGACAAAGUCAACGUCAACGUCGACGUCAGCGUCAGCCUGAACUUUUGCGUACUUGCGCUUGCACCAGUUCUUUUAAAGCGCCGUGCAUAGACAGACGGCGGGAAGAGGUACUACAAAACUUUCUUCAACGCAAGUCCAAGUCAAAGUCGAAGUCGUGUCGUGAUCUUUGCAUGCCGUCGCAAAGCUGGUGUUGAACUUGAGAAGCUGAAGCAACAACAACAACAGCAACUGUUACUAUUUCAAUUGUUAACGAGCGAAAGCGUCGUAGUCACGCACACACAGUCAACUUCGUCGUCGCCGUCAUCGUCGUCGUCGUUUUUGUUGUUUUUCGUCUAGCCUAAGCCAGGAAAGUGCAGUCGACAGUGAAAAUGAUGUACUCGAUCCAGACGCAGUUCCAGCCGCGCUUCAGGCUAAAGUUCCAGCGCCAGCUGUUUGGCGUACUGUUAGCAUUUAUGUUAACGGCAACCCCCACUAAUGGCGCCGUAACAGACUCACCCAUUAAGAUCAUCAAGCUGCCCGCCCAGGCGCCUGUGAUACGCUACCGCAGCGCGGAUGCAGAGUCGGAUUCGCUGUUGAUCAACUAUCGGCAGGAUGCACAGCCGGAAUUAUCCGCAACAUUGUUGCAGGCGCCGGGAGCAGCGGCUGCAGCAUUGGAGAAUCUGCUGCAGGAGGAGGCGGAUCAGCAACAGCAGCUGAGCAUGGGACGUCAGCAUCGGGCAAGCGCCUCCAGCAGCACCAACAACUGUCCACGCUCGUGUCCGCCCAGCUUGACGGUGGGUGCGGAGCCUGUUUGUGGCAGCGAUGGUCUCAUCUAUGCCAAUCUCUGUGAGCUGCGCAAGAAGACGUGUGCCCGCAAUGGCGUCUCUCUGAUCAAGGAUGUGCGCGAUGGCUGUGAACGCUCGAAAGGAUCCGAUUGCAAGCAUCGCUGCAGCACCGAAAAGGAUCCUGUGUGCGGCACCGAUGGACGCACUUAUCUCAAUCGUUGCAUGUUGCGUGUCCAAUCCUGUCGCGUUGGCCUCGCCGCCGUCAAGCUGUCCCAUGUGGGUCCUUGCAGCAACACCAGUGCCCAGCGUGAAUCCUGCCCCGUUGACUGCAACAGCGCGCCCAAGGAUGGACCCAUCUGUGCCUCCGAUGGCAACGUUUACAACUCCACCUGCGAGAUGAAGCUGCACACCUGUGGACAGGGCGUGGUCAAAACCAGUCGGAAGCAUUGUCAAUCCACGAGAAUGUGCCGCGAAUCCUGCUGGCGUGUUGCAAGACCCACCUGUGGCUCCGAUGGCCGCCUCUACGCGAGUCCCUGCAAGAUGCGCUCCACCAACUGUGGCAAGCAUGUCUUUGAGGUGCCUCUCUCCUUCUGCAUGCCCCAGGAGCGACAUGGCAGCCAGGCAGCGGAAACCUGCCCCACUGAGUGCCCCAAAUCAGAUGGGGAUGCCACAUCACAGUAUGUCUGUGGCAGCGAUGGCAACAUCUAUUCAUCGCUUUGCGAACUGAAGAUGCUCAAUUGCGGACCGCAACGCAAGUCCAUACAGAAGAUGAGCAUGGACAAGUGCAAGAAUAGAUUGACUCGCUGCAAGCAGCUGCCGCCUUGCAAGGACUUCAACAAUCUCUUUGGCUCCAUAUUCAGCUCCAAGAGGAAUGACAAACUCUGCGGCACAGAUGCCAAGACAUACAACAAUGAGUGUGAAUUGGCGCAUGCCACCUGCCUACGUGGCGUUAAUCUGGCGCAUAUUGGACCCUGCACGGAUCUCAAUACGCCGGUUAAGGAUUGCGGUGAUGCGUGCACGCGGGCAGAUCUGGAACAGCAGCCGGUUUGUGGCUCCGAUGGCAACACCUUCGCCUCCAUGUGUGAGUUCAAGCGACGCACCUGUAAUCUGCGUGUGGUGUCCGUCUCAUUGAAGAAUUGCGCUCUCACCGCUGACUGUGAGUCCGAUUGUGAUGCCCAGCCGCCAAAUUUCGUCUGCGGUUCGGAUAACAAGUUCUACAAAUCGGAGUGCCACAUGCGGAAGGAGAACUGUGGCAAGCAUGUGUUUGUGGUGCCAUUGAAGCGUUGCUUGGCCGCCUUCCAGUUCAAGGGCUGCGCCCGCAUUUGCCCCAGGGAAUUUGAGCCUGUUUGUGGCAACGAUAAUAAGACCUAUUUGAAUGAUUGCUUCCUGGACAUUGAGAAUUGUCGCACCAAUAGCACAGUGGGUGUGCAUCACUAUGGCGCCUGUGGACGCCCCGAGGCGCCCUCCAAUAAUUUCCUCUACUAACUCCGAAUUCGGACGCGUCAUUUACAUUUUACAUGGCAUUUAAUAUUUUUAGGCUAUAGUCUAUAUGUAUUUUAUGUAUAUUUUUUAAACAAUAUUUAUUGUGUUGGAAUUAAAAAGCCGAACGAACGUACAAAAA